GCUCAGCUUGGAGAAGCCAUGGCCUUUAGAGGUUCUGAUCGCCAUCUGCCUGCAUCCCUGCUGAGCCCAAGGCUAAAGGCAGAAGAGAUGACACUGGACCUGGAGUUUGAGGUCUUGAGUGUGGGGUUUAAUGAGGAAGGCAGAUAUGCCCUGAGGCUGUCAGCUGAGAAUCCACUGCAGGCAGGCUCCGGGGCUGGAGUGCAGUUGCGAGUCAAUGAUGGGGACCCCGUCCCAGCCUGCUCUGCUGUCACUGAGGUCAUUGAGCAGCAGGAUCCUGAGCAGAGCCUCUCCUUCACCAGGAACAAAUUUGUCUUCACUUUGCCCAAAGGAUUCUGCAAGAAUGAUGGGCAGAAUGACACACAUCUGCGUGUAGAGGCACUGAGGCUGGAUGGACCCUCAGGACAGGUGGCCCAGAGGGUGGGUGAGGCUAUCUUCCCAAUCUACCCACGACCAGAUGAGCCCCGAAUGAACCUCACAGCCCAGGAGCACGAGGACCUGUACCGCUACUGUGGCAACCUGGCUCUUCUCCGAGCUAGUGAGGACCCCACAGCCCGCCACUGUGGAGGCCUUACCUACAGUGUCGCCUUCCAUGCACACCGAGCCCCUAGGUCCUCUGUCUCAAGCCGCCUCGUGGAGCCCAGCCAGCCAGAACUACAGACUUCCAGGGAGGUCGUGAGUGACAAGGCUCCCAGCUCCAAUAGUGACCAGGAAGGGCUUAGCUGGGAACCAGGACCCUGGAGGCAUCAGGCUCAGGUUCCUGGAGAACCAGUGGAGCCCCUGGAUACCUCUCCGGACCUAGAUCCUGACACCAGCUACCUGGCUCCCUGUAAUAAGGAGACUAUUGUGGUCACUCUGCAUGGAGCUACUAACCUUCCUACCAGCAAGGACGGCUCUGAUCCAAGGCCCUAUGUGAUGGUAAAAACCACAUCAGAGGAAGCCACCGUUCACAGCCCCAAAGCAGCGACCUCUGUGGCCUCAGAACCCACCAGAACACCCAUCUGGGGGGACACAGUGAAAGUGGAGAUCCAGGCAGAGGAUGCAGGACAAGAAGAUGUCAUCCUCAAGGUGAUGGACAACAACAAGAAAGAGGAGCUGGUGUCCUAUACAAUCCCCAUUAAAUACCUACGUGUCUUCCACCCAUACCACUUUGAGUUUAAGAAGUCUGAGAAUGCUGAUGAAGACACUGCCAAGACCCGCCUCUAUGCCACCGUGGUUCGGAAGGGCAACUUGCUACCCCGCUACAUUGGCUGUGACCAUACCGCUCUGGAGGUCUUGGUUCAGGGAGUCAAUGAGCCCCUGGUCAACAACCCCAGCCCUAUGGUGGUGAUUGCUCGGGUGGUUCCCAGCUAUACUGAGUUUAAGGCCAACCAGACCAGACGGGACCCUGCCUCUGUGGGGCUGCCCCUCACCCAGAUCUCCUUCCCUAUUUCAUCACCAAUGAACUUUGAUGUGCCUCGGGUCAGCCAGAACGGGUAUCCUCAGCUGUCCAGGCCCGGGGGACCCCCAGAGCAGCCCAUAUGGAACCAGUCCUUCCUCUUUCAAGGCCGAGAUGGAGCCACCAGUUUCUCAGAGGACACAGCACUGGUGCUGGAGUAUUACCCUUCUGCUUCAAUGAAAAGCAGUGAACCAUGGACCCUCAAACAGCCCCUGGGUGUCUCUGUGCUACCACUAAAGCCUCGUCUGUACCACAAGAUGUUGACAGGAAAAGGCUUGAAAGGGCUGUGUGUGGAACGGCUCCCCAUCACUGACACCCACCUGAAAACCGUCAACGGAGAGGCCCCCACGGUGAAUCUCUCCUUCCAGCUUCUUUCCUCUGAGAGACCAGAAAACUUCUUGACACUAAACAACAGCAAGGGUCUGCCCACCCUGAACCUGAAGAUCCUAGAUGAGAAUCUGGGUGCCAUCCGUGAGUCCUGGUCCAAGAGCUCCUCAGACUCCUCUCAGGAAGGAGAGGAGCCUCAGACUUUGCACGAGAUGGAGAUGAACAACUACCGGCGGGCCAUGCAGAAGAUGGCAGAGGACAUCCUGGCACUGAGGAAGCAAACCAACAUCCUGGAGGAGGAGAACCGCACGCUGAGGAGUCACCUGACCCAGCAGAACUUAGAAGAAGAACAGAGCAGAGCUGAAGAGGAGAACCUGGCGGUGUCCAUGAAGCAGAGGCUACUGCUGAGUGAACUGGACAUAAAGAGGCUGCGAGACAGGGUUCAAUACCUGCAGAACGAGCUGAUUCGGAAGAAUGAUCGAGAGAAGGAGUUGCUGCUUCUGUACCAGGCCCAGCAGCCGCAGGCCGCACAACUGAAGCGGUACCAGGACAAGCUGCAGAAGAUGAAGGCCCUGGAGGACACCGUGCGGCACCAGGAGAAGGUGAUUGAGAAAAUGGAGCAGGUACUGGAAGAAAGGCUCCGUGAGAGGAAGGAGCCAGCACCGUCGAGCAGGCCGCAGGGGAAGCCCAACGUGGCCUUCCCCGUGUUCACCACCUCUGGCAUUCACCUGGGCCCCACGGGAGAGAACAUGGCUGUCGAUCUUUACUCCAUACUGCUGGCCGAAAACACAAGACUGCGGGCAGAGUUGGAAAAGAACCGUCAGCAGUCAGCCCCCAUCAUCCUGCAGCAGCAGGCCCUGCCGGUGGAUCCCAGGGAGUUGGGAGCAGGUGGAGACUUGGCAGAGAGGCUACAAGACACAAAUGGCCCGGGCCACUCCACGUGCACAGAGGCCCUGCCAGCACAGGAUCUCCUGGGUGGUACUUCAGACAAAUUCAACCUACUGGCCAAGCUAGAACAAGCUCAGAGUCGGAUCUUGUCCCUGGAAAACCAGCUUGAGGACUCAGCUCGCCACUGGGCACGAGAGAAGCAAAACUUGGCCAUACGGCUUCAGGAGCAACAACAUGGUUUUGGACACCCGUCAAACUCCAUCAUCAUAGACCAGCCUAGUGCUGGAGUGGCCAAGGAUCUCCAACAGUCCUCCAAACUGGAACCCUCACUGCCCAACUCAGACAUGAAGUUCAACAGACCCUCAAACUCCAAGAUUGAGACUUUUCACUCCCAGAAGACCUGAGCCUGGAGCUGGCCUCCUUCCCCAUGUGCUGAGGAGUCAUCCCCACCCCAAAGAUGUCUUUAGUAAAUGCUAGAACUCAAUAAGUGUUUGUCUCUUUCCUGGAGCACGGCAGCUGGCAGUGGAUCAGCGGCUAUUUUCACAUCCAGCUUGAGCCCUGGGCUGAGGCUGCCUUGUACCUAUUGUCUGACCCGGAAAGCCAACACUACUAUGAUCUGUGGAGAGUGCUGAGGAGACCA
This is a messenger RNA of Microtus ochrogaster (prairie vole), 3290 nucleotides long. It is a transcript of the gene Ccdc33, whose product is annotated as coiled-coil domain containing 33. The record is from RefSeq and is a predicted model, not a curated record. Gene Ontology annotation, cellular component: peroxisome. Lineage: Eukaryota; Metazoa; Chordata; Mammalia; Rodentia; Cricetidae.